UAAUGUGGGAGCGAGCCUGAAAAAAAUCCAAGAUGGCAGCCACCGUGAACGUUUUACUUCCAAAUGGCCGUCGACAAAAUGUGAAAGUAACUGCGAAUACACGCAUUUUGCAGGUCAUUGAAAAUGUGUGCGGCAAGAUUGGAUUGAAUCCUGAUGAGUAUAAUCUGAAGCACAUUCGUAGUAUCCUGGACCCGCAGCUGUCGAUCCGCUAUGCUAACCUGCCCAACAACUGCAAACUGGAGCUAGUCAAGGCAGACCGGCCACGGACAGAGUCGGCUGUGUUCAUCGCUUUGCAGGUAGAGUCCGGGGAGAGACUGCAGGGGGAGUUUGCUCCGCCCACCAGCCUGUGGGAUAUCCUAAUACACUGGGAGACCAAAAACGAAAGUAUGACUGGCAAGUUGGCUGCAUCUUCCCAAGCAGAUGACACAGGGAAAGCCAUCCAUCCUGUGUGUAUCUACUUGAGGCAAGAGAUCGUAGGAGAAGCCUGGCUCAGAGCAACUACAUUGAAAUCCUUAGGAUUGACAGGUGGAAAAGCAAUCAUCAGGCUAAAUCACAGAGCAGUCGAUCUCCCAGCUCCACCCUCCACCCAAUCGGCAAAGACUACCCCUGCAAUUAAAAUCCAGCAGUCCAGUCAAGCAUCGACUUGUGCUCCACAAGGGCUGCCAACUUCAGUAUCUAGGGGUGGUGAUGACACAGAUACCGGAACGAGUCAAACAAGUUCGCAAGAAAGCAGAGACACGAGAUUAACUUUAGAAGUGUCAAAAACUAAAGGUGCCCAGAACAAAAACAACAGUGAACCGCAAGAUUUCCAACCAGAGUCAUUGAGUUCGGAUCGUCCAGAGCCAAUGGACGUUGAAGAAACCACAAAUGCAAGCCAACCUACUCCUGUUGGCAGUAGAAGUCAUGAAGGGGAAAGAGAGAAACGUCCACAACAAACGCAACCAAAACAGAAGGGUGUAAUUCAACAGCAGAGUCCCAGCUUAGAACUCACCCCAGAAAUGGAGCAGCGAGCCAAUAUGAUGGGGGCAGCCCUAGCCGAAGCCAUUCUAAAGCAUCGCACUGAGCAGCAGCUAGCCCAGCUGAAGCAGUCUUGGUCUGCUCAGCCACAGCCACAGCCACAGUACCGGCCACAAUUUGCAGAUUUCAAGUUUCCACAGCAACCAAGUAGCCAAUCACAGCCCUCGUUAAGCCCCCAGCAGCAGUCCAGCAAGCCCCCAGAGCCUUGUGAGAGGCAUCCUCUCGUCUUCAGCCUGGAUCAGGUUACCGGUGAUCCAUCGGAUACCAGUCAGGACUUGCCUGACAAGUUCUUUGAAGUCACUGUGGACGAUGUCAGAAGAAUGAUGGCAGAUCAGCAGUUACAUAUGAGUGGCAGCGAGGAUCAGCAUCUGCAGACCAAGGCAAUGCGGGAAGCAAAGGCUCUCAAGAAGGCUCAGCAAUACUCCCAGGCGGCCGUCCGCGUCCACUUCUCGGACCGCUAUGUCCUCCAAGGAUUCUUCAGGCCUCUAGAGACCAUCAAAGCUCUCAGAGACUUUAUUCGAGGUCAUCUACAAGACCCUGGAAUUAACUUUUACCUGUACACCACCCCACCGCGUUGCAUUCUCAAAGAUGACUCCUUGUCUCUUUUCAAGGCUAACCUCUUUCCGGCCGCUGUGGUCCAUUUUGGCUCCGAGGCAGCUUACGAUCACUACCUACGGACGGAUCUCUUGAGUGAGGUGACAUCUUUCACCAAAGCAAAAGAGGAAGCUGCAUCAGUUGUUAGGAGCACCUCAAAGGACGGGGCUCGGGGAACAAGUGGCUCAAGCAGCAGUCGGAUCGGACAGCUCGGCUUAUCAAGUGGAGCCUCAACAUCCAAAGCCUCUGCCCAAGGGAAGAAAGACGGGUCCAGUAAAAGACAGGCCACUGGCGAGGCGGCCGCCAACUCAGAGAAGAUACCCAAGUGGUUCAAAAUGGGAAAAAGGUGAAAGAAUCAUCAUUAGGAAUCAGUACAAGUUAUGAGAAUCUAUUGACAUUACAUGUAUUUGAUCAAAAGCUAUUUAAAAAAAUAAUCCUUGAGUUAUUUCAUUUUGUCCAUUAUUUAAGACACUCGUUCUGAAACAUUUGUCUAACAACUGUCUACAUAUUGAUAACACUUGUAUAUCCAAAAAGUUAAAAUUACAUUUCUCUUUUGAAAGCAUUUUUAAAAUGUUGUAAAAUGUUCUGCAAAGUCCUGUAAUGUGUCCAUGACUAGCAAUUUCAUAGGGAGACAAGUUGUAUUUUGAGACUUUGCAGUUCUUGUUUAAUUGAUAUUCAAAAGAUCAUGUGGCCUCCUUUAUAAUUUUUGAUAUGCAAUUGUGUUCUUCACAUUAAUAUUAAGCUCAAAGUUUCAUUAUCAAACUUCUUAACAAGAUUUUUUUUAGUUUGCAGAAUCAAUGGUUUGUUUAAUGCCGGUUUAAACUAAAUCGCUCUCAAAGCUAAAUGCAGACAUUAAGAUAGACAUCUUUGCUCAUAGAAAGCUAUCAAAACGUGUGCUCCUUAAUAAUAAUUUAUUUCAAUUAAAGAAACAUCUAAGUGGUUCCUUAAUUAAACAAAUUUAACGUAAUUGCA
Patiria miniata (bat star) is the source of this 2583-nucleotide messenger RNA. RefSeq names its product tether containing UBX domain for GLUT4-like. Gene Ontology annotation, molecular function: protein binding. The coding region runs from base 33 to 1961 and encodes 642 amino acids. The record is from RefSeq and is a predicted model, not a curated record. Lineage: Eukaryota; Metazoa; Echinodermata; Asteroidea; Valvatida; Asterinidae. The transcript has 11 exons.